Cyprinodon tularosa is the source of this 1378-nucleotide messenger RNA. Its product is annotated as cdc42 effector protein 3. Lineage: Eukaryota; Metazoa; Chordata; Actinopteri; Cyprinodontiformes; Cyprinodontidae. The transcript is spliced from 2 exons. The record is from RefSeq and is a predicted model, not a curated record. Bases 716 to 1309 code for a protein of 197 amino acids.
UGGGCUGGUGGGGCUUUACACUAACAAACAGACAGGAAAUCAGGAUCUCAGUAGAGCCAUGGGACAAUAGCAUGGAGAUUAGAGACAAGUUAACCCCCCGUCCUCCUCUUUGUGACUGACAUGUUUGCUCUACAACUAGCUCCUUUAAUAAGCACACAAGCUAAUUUUGUUUCUCAUCUUUUCCUCUGAAACAUUUCUCUUGAACUAAAUGCCCUCUGGCAAAGUUUCGAUCUCUACUAAUAACAGAUGAAAAAAAAUGGAGGAGCUUCUGUUUUCCACCUACUUCCCCCCACAGGUAAAGAAUGCAGCCAAUCAAAGAGCAAAACUCAACGGUAACACCUAGGACUCCAGGGCAGACUUGCUCUGCGGUCAGGAUGAUGUAUUCUCAUGAAUUGCAGACUUUCUGAAACUGCUCCACUUUACAUAAGCUAAGGUAAGAAAAAAAAAAAACACAGGAGGAAAGCCUUCACCUGGAUGCCCUUGUACUCUGCCCUCCUCUGGUUUAUCAUUCACUUAAAGAGGACAUUCAGAAGAAACACACCUGUUGGAAAAUCUGCAAAGCAGGCCGGAUUUUACACCGCUUCAAAAACAGGAUUCAUUACCAAUGAACUAAAAGUCUAUCCAAAGGAGGAGAAAGAUGUUAUUAUACAUUUAGUCUGCAUCCCUUCCGCAGUAUUUACAGAGGAGGAAGUCUAUCCCCAGCAAAUCCAUCAGGAUGCCACUUAAAACAUCCCUGCAAAGAAAUUCCUCUUCGAGCCACUGCUCCAGCAGGACCUCAAAAAGGAGAGAAGUGCUGUCUGUCAACAUGAUCAGUCUACCUCUUGAUGAUUUCCGCCACGUCACUCACAUUGGAAUCAAUGGCCAAAAUGACAGUUUUGGGGAUUUAUCCUUCCUUAAGAUGGGUCAGGGUCUGCUUCGGCAGAGCUCCAAGAGUGAGCAGAACCUCUUCCUGAACUGCAAGCCACCGCCAAAGCCCCCUCGUUUGAAUCUGGAUGAAAGUGGGGGCGCGCAGAGCCCCGAGUGGGCUGUGGACCAGAAGAGGAAGAAGUGCAGCUCGUUGCCUCUACUGGACAGUGAAGAAGAAGAUAAGUGUGAAAAUGAGGAAGGGGAAGAAACAAGUAAUAACUUUGUUUCUAAUCAGACUCGCAGGUUUGGCAGCGUGGGUUCGGAUAGGGAAGGAGAGUUUACAGGGAGCUUUGAACAGUUCGAUGGAUUUAAUGAAGAGGACAGUGGCUUUUCUUUCAGUCUUGACCUGGGCCCUUCGAUCCUGGAAGAUGUUCUCCGGGUGAUGGACAAACUGCACAACUGAAGAAGCUUCAACAAGCUUCAAUGAGACACAACCUUAAUUUUAUAUCAAUAAAGCUAUGAUGACAUGUAA